Messenger RNA from Laccaria bicolor S238N-H82, 969 nucleotides. RefSeq lists its product as uncharacterized. The record is from RefSeq and is a predicted model, not a curated record. The transcript is spliced from 3 exons. Lineage: Eukaryota; Fungi; Basidiomycota; Agaricomycetes; Agaricales; Hydnangiaceae. The coding region runs from base 1 to 969 and encodes 322 amino acids.
AUGAAAUACGACGAAGGAACCAUAGCAUCUUUAAACAAGUACUAUUACUACGGAAUUCUAGACAAAGACGACAACACUAACUACAAGACUGUCGUAUUUUGGAGAUGGAGGAAACGUGAACCAAGGGACAACUACCUCAAACGCCAAUUCAAGGUUAGCCUGCCUGGCAAGGAAUACGCAGGGACUAUUCAGGAACUCUACAAGUUCAACUAUGGACCGAGGCCAGGUGUCACGUACAACCUCGAAACGGGCCUUAUCACUGGAAGGAAGAAGCCAAUGCUGAAUACAGCCUCCCUAUUGCAACGGUUGAACAUGCAUGUCACCAACACCAACAGAUCUUUGCAAGAUCGUUUAUCGGAUAGCACACCGUCAACCAUGUCCGUUGACGAGCGAAGUGACUCUUCUGACAAGGACUUCAACAGAUUCCCAGAGGUGCCAGAUAACCUUUACCACCCACACACGGUGAACAGCCCUGCUGCUUGGAUUCGAUGCAAUGAUGAGCUCUUGAUAGAAGAGAUCACCCCACUCCAUCGCUCUCAAUCCCCAGUUCACCUGUCCGAUCCCUACUUCGCACCUCAUGAGAAACCAGAGGUUAUGUUCCAGUGCCUGUUGAAGGAUGAGUCUGUGAAGAUCACUGAAGCCCGUAUGCGUUAUUGGGCAAAUUGUUGGGACACAACGAGGACAGCCAAGACACUACUCACCACCGCAAUAGAACACGGCCUCAGAUUCUACCUUGCCCUGCCACCAGACCGCAUCAGACAAUUCAGGCCUUUGAUUGUCGACAGCCUGGAUAAAUCUUCAGCCUUGUUCUCAUAUGGCGUGAGCUUCCAGGAACAACCGUUGUCGCCCAUGGAUAACACGAUCACCUUCUGUUCUUCCUACUUAGCCAAAAUGAAUGAUCUCCUGAGACGCCCACGUGCACGCGCAUUUAUAGCCGAAGGGGGACAGAUCAGCUGGAUUGCGCGAUGA